Seriola dumerili (greater amberjack) is the source of this 3152-nucleotide messenger RNA. RefSeq names its product tyrosine-protein kinase ZAP-70. The coding region runs from base 136 to 1962 and encodes 608 amino acids. Gene Ontology annotation, molecular function: non-membrane spanning protein tyrosine kinase activity; ATP binding; signaling receptor binding. The transcript is spliced from 13 exons. Lineage: Eukaryota; Metazoa; Chordata; Actinopteri; Carangiformes; Carangidae. Gene Ontology annotation, cellular component: cytoplasm; extrinsic component of cytoplasmic side of plasma membrane. The record is from RefSeq and is a predicted model, not a curated record. Gene Ontology annotation, biological process: intracellular signal transduction; cell surface receptor protein tyrosine kinase signaling pathway; protein phosphorylation.
CAGCAACUUACACUGGUGUCAGAUCAACAGAUAUAUCUUUGUCUUUGAAGCAACAGCAUCGCUGUGUUUAGCAGUGAAGCAGAGAAACCAUCCACAUCCAGGACUCCAAGCCAAAGUCCAGCUUGAGGUCUCACCAUGUCCACCGACCCUGCGGCCGAGCUGCCUUUCUACUACGGCAGCAUCAGUCGCUCGGACGCUGAGAAGCAUCUGAAGCUGGCUGGGAUGAUUGACGGCCUCUUCUUGCUCCGACAGUGUCUCCGCAGUUUGGGAGGAUACGUCCUCUCCAUUGUGUGGAACCUGGAGUUUCACCACUACUCCGUAGAGAAACAGCUCAAUGGGACUUACUGCAUCACAGGCGGGAAGCCUCACUGUGGGCCCGCCGAGCUCUGUGAGUUUUACAGCAAGGACUCUGAUGGGCUGGUGUCCACGCUGAGGAAACCCUGUCUGCGCUCCCCGGACACACCGAUACAGCCCGGCGUGUUUGACAGCCUGAGAGAAAACAUGCUGAGGGAGUACGUGAAGCAGACCUGGAACCUGGAGGGGGAAGCCAUGGAGCAGGCCAUCAUCAGUCAAGCACCUCAGCUCGAGAAGCUGAUCGCCACCACGGCCCACGAGAAGAUGCCUUGGUAUCACAGUAAAAUCAGCCGCCAGGAAGGUGAGAGGCGGCUUUACUCUGGAGCACAGCCAGACGGCAAGUUUCUAGUGAGGGACAGAGAGGAGUCUGGUACUUAUGCUCUCUCCAUGACAUACGGGAAAACCGUGUACCACUAUCAGAUUCUCCAAGACAAAUCAGGGAAAUUCUCCAUGCCAGAGGGGACAAAAUUUGACACAAUCUGGCAGCUGGUUGAGUACCUGAAGAUGAAACCUGACGGCCUGGUGACUGUUCUCGGGGAGGCGUGCCUUAACAGCAAAGCUGCUGGAAAGACACCAAGUCUUCCUGCAACAAGGCGGACCGGACAAAAUGGUUACACGCCGCCACCUCGAGCUGUUGCAGCCGCCUCCAAUGCAGCUACCAGCGUCCCUGCAGAGCGUGACCUUCUGCCGAUGGACUGCAGUGGGUUCAACCCUUACCAUAACCCCAACGAUGUGAAGAGAUUUAACAUCCAGAGGACUCAGCUGCUGAUGGAUGAGGUGGAGCUCGGCUCUGGGAACUUUGGCAGUGUCAAGAAGGGCGUCCUCAAGACUGAUUCGGGUCAGAUAGACGUGGCCAUCAAAGUGCUGAAGAGUGACAAUGAGAAGCUGGUGAAGGAGGAGAUGAUGAGGGAGGCAGAGAUCAUGCACCAGCUGAGCAACCCCUUCAUCGUCCGAAUGCUCGGCCUCUGCAACGCUGAGAGUCUGAUGCUGGUCAUGGAGAUGGCCUCUGCUGGACCUCUCAACAAAUUCCUCAGCAGCAAUAAGGAUACUGUAAGUGCGGAGAACAUUGUCAACCUGAUGCACCAGGUGUCGAUGGGGAUGAAGUAUCUGGAGGAGAAGAACUUUGUGCACAGAGAUUUAGCAGCUCGUAACGUCCUGCUGGUCAACCAGCAGUUCGCCAAAAUCAGUGAUUUUGGGCUCUCCAAGGCCCUGGGAGCAGAUGACAACUACUACAAGGCUCGCACUGCAGGUAAAUGGCCACUGAAGUGGUAUGCUCCAGAAUGUAUAAACUUCCACAAAUUCUCCAGUAAAAGUGAUGUGUGGAGUUUUGGUAUCACCAUGUGGGAGGCCUUUUCCUAUGGAGGGAAACCUUACAAGAAAAUGAAAGGACCAGAGGUGAUACGCUUUAUUGAAAGUGGGAGCCGCAUGGAUCCUCCAACAGUAUGUCCAGAGAGGAUGUAUGUGCUGAUGAAAGAGUGCUGGACAUACAAGCAUGAGGAACGUCCGGACUUCAAGAAGGUUGAGGAGUCCAUGAGGUCGUACCAUUACUCCAUAUCGAACAAGGCCAAGCUUGAGGGAGCUGAAGCCGCUGCUGAGCCUGACAAGUAGACAGAACCAAGGCACAUUCUGUCCCAGUGCUGCACAAAGCAUCCUUUCAACUGGCCAUUAAACAAGCAAAACAAAGAGCUUUUUAUGAAUGGUGCACACUGACCAGCUUCGGCUACAGUACUGAUACAGCUAAACAGGCCUCAGUGACAAUAAAUGUGCAUUUGUAAAUUGAACUUCAGUGUGUCAGCCAUGAAGGAGGAUCUCUGUCUGUCUGUUGUGGUUUGAAUGUUAAGUGUCAGUGUCUUCAUAUUAACGAAGAAACUAAUUUUAUAUUCUGGUAUUUUGGAGUAUAAUGGGAAUAUAUGAUAGAUGUGCAACUUGUUUUUUUCCUUUUAAUCUGCCGCCAUCUAAGAGAAGUUUUUUUUUAUUUUUUUUUAUGUCAAAUAAAGUAGAAUGAACCUGAUAGAACUGCACAAUUUAAUGCUGCGAUUUAAAUUUUUGUGCAAAGUCAGUUUGAUUUACUUCCACACGAAGUUUACCAAUCUGAAAAGGGGAACCUUAACCACCAUUAUACCACAACUACAAAGAGACACACGAUAACUUCAAACAUACACAAUAAGAACCACUUACAAACAGCACAUUGUUCUUCUUAUCUGUUUCUCGUAUGUAGGAGUGGUUGGGAGCCUUCUACAUGUCUGUGCCCAGGGGCCUGUUGUCUCAAAAUUUGUCCAUAGUAACAUCCGAGAAACAUGCAAUGUAUAUAUGCGCAGAGCAGAUCAAGUGGAUAAUCUGCCAUGAAAAAGUUUGUGUAUUGCUAAGGGAGAUACGUAAAUUUCUUCCAGAAUAAAAGACCUACAUGGUAAAAUUAGCAGAGUUCUCAAAAUAUUAGAGAGGAUUUCAGCCAUUUAUGACAUCUUGUAUAGCACUAAGUAAACAAAUAACCACUAUAAAUAACCAGUAGUUUAAAAGGGAAUUAUGUGCUGAAAUACAUUAUGUGAAAGGGCUGUGAAUAGAUUUAUGGGCAAAAUCAUGAAUUUAGAAGACUUAAAGCCAGAUGUUGUCUUUGGAUUUCCUAUCAGUAAAUCAAACAUGAUAUAUGUGGUUUAUAAUGACUGUGUUAUAAAAUAAAUGGGAUUAGUCAGGCUGCCCCCUGCCAAAGGAAGUACUUCUGAGCUACCAGGCAACACUGAAGGCCACACAACACCGGAAGUUGAUGAAUUUGUCUUCAAAAUAAAGUUGUUUUUUUUUUA